Exophiala aquamarina CBS 119918 is the source of this 3081-nucleotide messenger RNA. Its product is annotated as protein Xni. Gene Ontology annotation, molecular function: zinc ion binding; 5'-3' RNA exonuclease activity; RNA binding. Bases 1 to 3081 code for a protein of 1026 amino acids. Gene Ontology annotation, biological process: nuclear-transcribed mRNA catabolic process. Lineage: Eukaryota; Fungi; Ascomycota; Eurotiomycetes; Chaetothyriales; Herpotrichiellaceae. The transcript has 2 exons. Gene Ontology annotation, cellular component: nucleus. The record is from RefSeq and is a predicted model, not a curated record.
AUGGGUGUCCCGGCCCUCUUCCGAUGGCUUACGAAAAAGUACCCCAAGAUCAUUAGCCCUGUCAUUGAAGAACAACCCUACGAGAUUGAUGGCGUGAGUUACCCUGUCGAUACAACCAAGCCCAAUCCAAAUGGCGAGGAAAUGCACAAUCUAUAUCUUGAUUUCAAUGGUAUCGUCCAUCCUUGUUCACAUCCCGAGAACAAACCACCUCCAGCGGAUGAAAGUGAGAUGAUGUUGGAAAUUUUCAAGUACACAGAUCGCGUCGUGAACAUGGUCCGCCCGCGCAGACUACUCAUGAUCGCAAUUGACGGUGUUGCACCACGAGCAAAAAUGAAUCAGCAACGAGCUCGACGUUUCCGUUCGGCGCGCGAUGCAAAAGAGGCGGACGAGAAGAAAGCAGAGUUUCAAGCUCUACUGCGUCAGCAGAACCAGGGUAAAACAGAGGAGUCAACAGUCGAGGAAGUAAUCAAGAAAACCUGGGAUAGUAAUGUCAUCACCCCUGGCACGCCGUUCAUGUUCAUUCUUGCUCAAUCCAUCCGAUACUGGGUACAAUGGAAACUCAACACUGAUCCAGCCUGGGCUGAAUUAAAAGUUGUCAUCUCUGAUGCCAGUGUACCAGGUGAAGGUGAGCAUAAGAUCAUGCAAUUCAUUCGUUCUCAGCGAUCCGACCCUGAAUAUGAUCCCAAUACAAGACAUGUGAUGUACGGCCUGGACGCCGAUCUUAUUAUGCUUGGUAUCGCAACCCAUGAGCCACACUUCCGUGUUCUUCGAGAAGACGUCAAUAUCAGAGAUGCCAAAGCCAAAACCUGCAGACUGUGCGGUCAACAAGGGCACUAUGCAGAGAAUUGCAAAGGCAAUGCGAAAGUCAAGUCUGGUGAAUUUGAUGAAAAGGGAACCACUGAAGAAUUGAAGCCCUUCGUCUGGCUCAAUGUUCCCAUCCUGCGUGAGUAUCUCGGUGCAGAAAUGUUUGUUCCUGGGCAGUCUUUCCGUUUUGAUCUUGAACGUGCCCUUGAUGAUUGGGUCUUCAUGUGUUUCUUUGUCGGAAACGACUUUUUACCCCAUUUGCCCAGUCUGGAUAUUCAUGAAGACGGCAUAGAUAAGCUGAUUGCUAUCUGGAGAGAUAAUAUUCCGAUCAUGGGUGGUUAUUUGACCUGUGACGGUAAUGUUGAUCUUGCACGUGCUCAGGUGAUCCUUGAAGGCCUUGCUAAGCAGGAGGAUGCCAUUUUCAAACGCAGAAAAGAGACGGAGGACAAGAGAGAGCGGAAUCAACGACGCCGCGAUCAAGAAAAUGCCGCCAGAGAGCAGCGGUUCUCAAAGAAACGCCGAGGUUCUCCAGAUUACACGAAAGGUGGCCGUGCCGAUGCACGAGCUCCAACUGGUGCCGUUGAAACCUUCGAAGCCAGCAGCUUUCCAGCCUUGACGUACAACGAUAUCGUAAAUCGGCAAAACAUUGACAGAACAACCACAACAAACAAGAGUGCAGCUGCCAUCUUGAAGGAGCAAAUGCUUGCCAAGAAGGCGGCAGAGACUUCAGCGAAGAACGGCAUGCACGGCGUCGAACAAAUUCCAGGCUCAAGCGACGGAACCCUUAAUGCUCUGGGUAAACGCAAGGCUGAGGUUAUGGAAUCGGAGUCUGACAAUGGAACUCCUGGUCGCAACACACCCGUCGAGAAGCCUAAGUUCGAUCCAAACGAUCCUCCACCAGAUACCGUGCGUCUGUGGGAAGAGGGGUAUGCCGAUCGCUACUAUGAGCAGAAGUUUCAUGUUUCCCCGUCCGACAUCGAAUUUCGACACAAGGUUGCACGCUCAUAUGUCGAAGGAUUAAGUUGGGUACUGCUCUACUAUUUCCAAGGAUGCCCAUCAUGGACUUGGUAUUACCCGUAUCAUUAUGCACCAUUCGCUGCAGACUUUGUCGACUUGGACAAGAUGACUGUCAAAUUUGAUAAAGGAAAGCCUUUCCGACCUUAUGAGCAAUUGAUGGGUGUGUUGCCAGCAGCGUCCAACCACGCAAUCCCACCUGCUUUUCACCCCCUCAUGACCGAACCGGACUCCGACAUUAUCGACUUUUAUCCUGAGGAAUUUGACCUUGACGCAAACGGUAAGAAGCAGUCGUGGAAAGCCAUAGUCCUUCUUCCUUUCAUUGACGAGAAGCGUCUUCUUGCGGCGAUGGGAACCAAGUACCCGCUCUUAUCAGACAAUGAAAGAGCGAGAAAUGAAUUGGGUCAAGAUGCACUGCUCAUUUCUGACCAGAAUCCUCUCUAUGACGACUUGGCGCUUCAAUUCUACUCCAAGAAGCAGACAGAAGGUCCAGUGAAACUCAAUGUCCGCAAGGGACGACUCGCUGGCACUGCAUCAAAGAACGAGGACUUCCUUCCUCACAUGGAUCUAGUAGGUCCAGAAGAGGACAUCAAGCUCGAACCAGCCGUUGAUGAUGAUCGAUCUUUGAGCGUCCAUUUCACGAUGCCUCCACCCACGCAUGUUCACAAGAGUAUGUUGUUUCCUGGUGUGGUCUUACCAAAAGCAGUGCUUGAUCAGGGUGACCUGGCCAUUCUCAGGUCCAAAGCCAGGAACUCGGGUCGGGACUUUGGAGGGGCACCAUUAUACGACAAUAGCCGACGUGAUCCCUAUGACCAACAGAAUAGAGGCGGUCGUAUCAAUUACACGGCUGACCGAGCACCUUUGCGCGCUGAGCCUCCACCGCCCCCCGCAUUUGCCAAUGGUAAUCCAUUUGCGGCUUUACUAGAUCCGAGAUAUGCCCAAGGAGUGCCACCACCACCCCAACAAUAUGGCGGCCAGCAGGCGUACGAUCGUAACUACAACAAUGGUUAUGCCAGCCAGCAGGGAGGAUACAACGGCUAUCAAGACCAGCGUCGUGGUGCACCAGAUCAAGCUUAUCAUGGGGGCCAGCAAGGGCAAUAUCAACCUCGCGGACAAUACCAGCAAGGUGGCCAUCAAAAUGGAGGACGUGCUGUAAGUGAUGGCUACCACUAUGAUCAAGAUCGCAACAGAGACGAUCGUCGGGGUAAUGGAGGCUAUCGUAGUAGUGGUGGAUAUGAUCAGGGAUCUUAUGGCCGUAGAUAG